AUGUACAACACUGUGAAGAUAUUAAGUAUUUUGUCUGUCUUCGUGUUGACUCAGGCUGAUGUCCAUCAUCACACAGCUUGUAAUACUGUUGGUUCACUGAAAGGAAUAGUGGACUCCGUUACAGAAUUAGUAGAUCUGGCUAGAGAGAGGAUUUCUACUUUAGAAGAUGUAUUUUCUACAAACACACUUGAACGAACAUUGCCACUAAUUCUUAAUGACAAACAAAACCAGACAAACCGAGCCUUUCAACAAUCACCGUCCACCCUCCUCCUGAUGUCUCCAUAUCACAGUAUACAGAGAUCGACUGAUUCAAAAACAGUGGCUGAAUCUUAUAGACACCGCUGGUUCGGUUCACUUGUUGUUUAUAGAUACUGGCACAAUCUUCUGUUAAUCCAAAGAAGAGGAGAUUUUGGAAAACCAGUUGAAAAUUUUUACAGAACGUGGGAAGAAUACAAAAAUGGUUUUGGAAACUUAACCAAGGAGUUUUGGUUAGGAAAUGACAUCAUCUUCUCGUUGACCAAUCAAAACAACAUGGUGCUCCGUGUUGAUUUGGAAGACUUUGAAGGAGUUCGAAGAUAUGCAGAGCAUGAUGAGUUCUUGAUACGAAGUGAAAUAGAACUUUAUAAAAUGAGCUUUAAGACGUACAAGGGUGACGCGGGAAAUUCCCUUACUAUUCACAACAACAUGAUGUUCAGCACCAAGGAUAAAGACAACGAUAAAAACAGCGGCAGUUGUGCUCAAUCCUUCAAAGGCGGAUGGUGGUAUAAUUCAUGUCAUCGUUCCAAAUUUAAACGGUUUGUAUUACACAGAAGAUAAGGUAGACACUACAGGUAUUACCUGGUAUGAGUGGAAAAGUAAACAUAGCACAUUAAAGACAAGCGAGAUGAAAAUAAGACCUGUGGAUUUUAUUACUG
Limulus polyphemus (Atlantic horseshoe crab) is the source of this 914-nucleotide messenger RNA. RefSeq names its product techylectin-5B-like. The record is from RefSeq and is a predicted model, not a curated record. The transcript is spliced from 5 exons. Bases 1 to 816 code for a protein of 271 amino acids. Lineage: Eukaryota; Metazoa; Arthropoda; Merostomata; Xiphosura; Limulidae.